CUCCUUUGGCCAAGGGUUUCUACUGUACAAUUCUCAGUUCAAAGAGACACCAGAACCAGAUACUCCUAUUACCUCCAUUUUCUUGUUUUUUUUUCCCCCUUCAAUGGCUUCAACAACUCCUCACCUUAUUACUGUCGACGAUGACGACGAGUUCGAUUGGGAAGCAGCUUUUAGAGAGAUAGAUGUGGCUUGCCAAACCACGAAACCCUCGAUUUCAUGCUCGGACGACAACAAACCCAAGCUCUCUAAGCAAUCUACUCUCGAUAAAUUCAUCAGCCCCGCAGGCGCUGUACUGCCAUUGGAGAAUGGGGAUACAACAAAUAAAGAUAAAAGUAACUUGGUUGGUGAUAAAGGGUUGUGUUGCAUUGACAUUGAUGCUGAGGCAGCCAAAACUUGGAUAUAUCCAGUUAAUGUUCCUCUGCGUAAAUAUCAAUUAUCUAUAACCAAGACAACUCUAUUUUCAAAUACAUUGGUGGCGUUGCCAACUGGUCUUGGCAAAACCCUUAUUGCUGCUGUUGUUAUGUACAACUAUUUCAGAUGGUUUCCUGAAGGUUGCAAAGAAAAUUGAUUUGCCAAAAGAAGAGAAAUCAUUAUGUUCAAGGAGGUGAUGUCGAAAACUAUAAAGAUUACAUCAAUAAAGUCAUUUGGAGGUUGAACUGUAUUUUUUGUAGAAUAUAGAUGUUAA
Messenger RNA from Vitis vinifera (wine grape), 685 nucleotides. Its product is annotated as DEAD-box ATP-dependent RNA helicase FANCM. Bases 104 to 568 code for a protein of 154 amino acids. The record is from RefSeq and is a predicted model, not a curated record. Gene Ontology annotation, molecular function: 3'-5' DNA helicase activity; four-way junction helicase activity; four-way junction DNA binding. Lineage: Eukaryota; Viridiplantae; Streptophyta; Magnoliopsida; Vitales; Vitaceae. Gene Ontology annotation, biological process: double-strand break repair via synthesis-dependent strand annealing; interstrand cross-link repair; replication fork reversal. The transcript has 4 exons.